Helicoverpa zea (corn earworm) is the source of this 2521-nucleotide messenger RNA. RefSeq names its product serine/arginine repetitive matrix protein 5-like. The transcript has 13 exons. Gene Ontology annotation, biological process: meiotic chromosome segregation. Gene Ontology annotation, cellular component: chromosome, centromeric region; nucleus. Bases 199 to 1986 code for a protein of 595 amino acids. NCBI's taxonomy places the organism in Eukaryota, Metazoa, Arthropoda, Insecta, Lepidoptera, Noctuidae. The record is from RefSeq and is a predicted model, not a curated record.
UGUUUUGACAUUGUCAAUUUCAAAGGUGUAAUAGAAUUGUACCGUUUUUAAUUUCUACAAAUAAUUGUUGAAAAUAUUUUUAAGCCUAUAUUCUGUGCCGUCGCCUUGUAUUGUACUUAAGUACAGUUAAAAUCUGAUGUUAUAAGUCUUAUUCACGGAGUACAUUCAACAUAAAGGUCUUAAUUAUUAUUUGAUGUAAUGGCGACGUUGGAAGACGAGAACAAGCAUUUGCGGGAGAAAAUUGAAUGGUCGCAGACAAACAAUGAAAUUAUACAGAAAACUCAGUAUUUCAAGAUGCUGGUUGCUCAGAAAGAAGAUGAAAAGCUGGCCCUCAUGAAAGAAAAUAACGAAAUAAGGCUAAAAUACAGCAGGUUCAGAAACAACGUUGAAUUCCAUCUAAGAAAACUGGAUGCUGCAUUACAAGAAGCCAGCGAGAAAGCCAUUUCACAUCUGGUCCAAGCAUCAGCAGAAAUAGCUAAGAGCAUGGAAUUCGUUAAGCAGUGCAUGAGAGAAAGUCGGGAGAUGGAUGCUCAGUCUCCAAGAUGGAGUGCUCUCAGUGAUACCCAGAGUUCAGGGAAGAAGGAGAAGGUGCAUCGAGUCCCCCCCAUGGUGGGAGGACAGUCUAUACAGCCAGUGGUGGCACUCAGCAGGACUAUGCUGAAUACUAGUAUUACAAGGUCAACAUCUAGUAGUCCCAAUCGUAGUAAUAUAACACAAAGAGCAGUUCCUAUGCACAUGUUACAAGAUGUGUACAUACCGCUAACAAGGAUAGACAUACCUACCGCCAACAUGGAUGUGGACGCCAGCAUGGAGGAUAAUGCCGACGACAGCACUGACGGUUUACUCGAGGGUGAGGAGGAGAUCAGGGAAUCCGAUGGUCACAUAUCGGAAGAAGAUGAAUUUGAGACAAGUAGACUUGAGCCUGUCAGUGAGGAAGACUCUUCAAUCAACGUCAGAGAAAUUGAACCAGCAAGACUCAGGCUACAGAGUGGCAGACAGUCAGACGGUAGAAAGGAGAAACAAAUGAGUACUUCAAGAGGAAGCAACCACAUUGAAGACCCUUUGGAGGGACCUAGCUGGCUGCUAGACGACACACCUAGCAGUGGCACACCGGUUAAUAAUAAGGGAGCUGCCUCCAGCAGUGGAAGGAAUUUAGAGCCGGACUCUACGACAGAAGUUGAGAAAACACCCUUAUCUAGCCGAAAUGAAGUAAACACAGAGUCUACGGACAGCAGCCCCGUGGUUGCGUUCUCUCCGACAGUGCGGCGUCGCAAGCGCACGUCGUCGCCAGUGCCGCUGACUCCCGUGCAGCGGCAGCGGUACUCGCCACGACCCAACUCCGCUAGGCGGAACAGCACAAGCGGUCGUGUCCUCAAAGUAUUAGUAGCGAAGAUGCGCUUGGAGGGCGGCACCCCCGCCAAGCGGCCGCGCUCGCCGCCGCCCUUCAACGCGCCCAGCCCCAAGGGCGCCACCGACUCCAGGGUUAUCGUAUCUGAAUCCGGUUCCCUAAACAACGAGACAUUAGAACAAGCUCAAACAGUAAGUCGUCGAGACAGCCAUAGUUCUCAGGCUGUGAGCGAGAGAGGGCGCCACAGUCGCGAGUACGAAGAUGUACGGAGAGUGGCGAGCGAACACGAGCGGAGGACUCAAGAUGGCUGCGAAAGCCACCACAGGCUACCAAGCCAAGACGGCGACAGCGCUCGCAGCCGUCGUCACAGCCGCGACAGCGACAGCCGAAAACGCAGCAACAGCCGUCAACGCAGCAACAGCCAUCAACGCGACAACAGCCGUCAACGCGACAAUAGUCGUCAACGCAGCUGCGACAACGACAACCAUCAGCGCAGCUGCGAUAAUGAGAGUAGACAGCGUAACCGUGACAGCGACAGCAGUGGCGCCGGCGACUCCAUCAGCGAGGGACGGACGCGCAGGACGAGGAAACCCGUCACAUACAAGGAGAAGCCGCUUAAUAGGAAAUUAAGGAGGUGAUUAUUGCUGGCAUUCAAGUAUUUUGUAGCUUUAAUAUUUUAAUUUAUAAUCGAGAGACUGGCGCUCUAAGGUAUUGUGGUUAUAAAGGUACGCUUUCAAAGCGAUCUGCUGACUGCACGUGCUGUUGCCGCUUCGAUCCAAAACGAUUUACAUACCAAUCAGUAGCGCAGCUGCGGCACGUUCGGUCGGCAGUUGCAGUCGGCAGCUCGCUUCCAAAACGUACCUUAAUGUUACCUGUACAAACAAGUUUUUGUUUUAAACCUACCGAUUAACUGAAUUAACUCAAUAUUAUAUAGGUGAAGAGAUUGUUUGCUUGAUCUAUCUUAUCUCCGGAGCUUCUGGUCCGAAUCAAAAAAAUAUUUCAAUGUUAGAUAGCCUAUGAAGCCAUAUACUGUAAUUACCUAGUAUUUAUUGCAUUUCAAUAUGAUGAAAAUUAUAAUGUUUACACAAAUAAUGACAAUAGACUCGCUGACAAUCUGAUAACGACUGAUCUUAUUGUAAUGACGUUAAUCUCAAUAAAUUAUCGAAUAUGUUA